AGUUUCAGCUCGUAUCCUUUUCACUCGCCUUCCCUACAUUCUUGCCGUGAAGAGAGAGAGAGAGAGAGAGAGAGAGAGAGAGAGACAGCUGUCGAAGAAAGAACUCGGAAGGGAGAAAGAGGAGGAAUUCAGGAAAAUGUCUCUGGUCGCUGAGGAGAUCAAAGCCCAAGCUGAGUUCUACCGUGGGGAUGAGAUGUGCCAGGAGAAAUCCAAGUUCUUCCUCAAGGAGGCGGGGUUGCCCAAUGGGUUGCUCCCGCUGAAGGACAUGGAGGAAUGUGGGUAUGUGAAGGAGACUGGGUUUGUGUGGAUGAAGCAGAAGAAGAAGACUGACCACAAGUUCGAGCAGAUUGGGAAGCUGGUCUCUUACGCACCUGAGAUCACGGCCUAUGUUGAGAAGGGCAAGAUCAAGAAGCUGACUGGUGUGAAGACCAAGGAGCUCUUGCUGUGGGUGACCCUGAGUGACAUCUAUGUGGAUGACCCACCCACUGGGAAGAUCACCUUCCGGACUCCUACUGGGCUGUUCAGGACCUUCCCUGUCUCUGCCUUUGAGGUUGAGGAGCCCGUCAAGGAUGUGAGUAAGAACAAGGAAGUGAAGGAAGGCAGUGCAGCUGUGGCGAUUAAGGAGGUGUAGAAAUUUCCUUGGAGAGGAGAACAAAAAGCAGCCAUUAAAGUGUUCAUCUUUGUUUUUUUGCUAGUCUUACUAUAUGCUUUUGUUGCUAGUCAUGUCUACUGUGGGACAUUGAUGAUGAAAGGGGAAUUCAAAUAUUGAGUAACUUUUAAUGCUUGCUGAAUCUCAUCUU
Rhodamnia argentea is the source of this 800-nucleotide messenger RNA. RefSeq lists its product as uncharacterized. The record is from RefSeq and is a predicted model, not a curated record. The coding region runs from base 137 to 631 and encodes 164 amino acids. NCBI's taxonomy places the organism in Eukaryota, Viridiplantae, Streptophyta, Magnoliopsida, Myrtales, Myrtaceae. The transcript has 2 exons.